Salvelinus fontinalis (brook trout) is the source of this 5149-nucleotide messenger RNA. RefSeq names its product Na(+)/citrate cotransporter-like. Gene Ontology annotation, cellular component: membrane. The record is from RefSeq and is a predicted model, not a curated record. Gene Ontology annotation, biological process: monoatomic anion transmembrane transport; citrate transport. Gene Ontology annotation, molecular function: succinate transmembrane transporter activity; citrate transmembrane transporter activity; sodium:dicarboxylate symporter activity. The transcript has 12 exons. The coding region runs from base 8 to 1807 and encodes 599 amino acids. Lineage: Eukaryota; Metazoa; Chordata; Actinopteri; Salmoniformes; Salmonidae.
UCAAAGGAUGGCAGCAUUUCUGAAAUCCCUUCGGAAUCUGAAGAAUGAGAUCGUUCUAUUCUCUUCCCCGUUACUUCUUCUCCCGCUGCCUUUAGUCAUUGGAACAAAGGAGGCAGAAUGUGCCUAUGUGAUCAUCCUGAUGGCAGUGUACUGGUGUACAGAGGCCUUACCGCUGGCUGUCACUGCCCUGCUCCCUGCUGUCCUCUUCCCCAUGUUUGGCAUCAUGCAGUCCAAAGACGUAAGCCUUUAUUGCAAGCCAGACAGUAUUGGUAGAUGUUUGCAUGUGCAUACACAAAUGCACCGUGGACCCAUGAGUCACUUAUCUGUGUGUGUCUUCCAGGUGUGUAUGCAGUACCUGAAGGACACCAACAUGUUGUUUGUGGGAGGACUGAUGGUGGCGGUGGCAGUGGAGCACUGGAACCUGCACAAACGCAUUGCCCUCCGAGUGCUGCUCUUUGUAGGGGUGCGCCCCGCUCUUCUGAUGCUGGGCUUCAUGGGGGUGACAGCCUUCCUGUCCAUGUGGAUCAGUAACACAGCCACCACAGCCAUGAUGGUGCCCAUCGUCCAGGCUGUUCUGGAGCAGCUCAACAACUACACAGAGACUGAGAUGCCUGUGAUCCUCAGUACUGAGGAGAACCCCCAACCUCAGGACCCCACUGACAGCAAACAGACAAAGAAACAGGCAGAGGGACAUGAUCCACUUGUGGAGGCUAUCCGGCGUAAGGAAGCUGCAGACAAGAAGAAGAUGUGUAAGGGCAUGACACUGUGUGUCUGCUAUGCAGCCAGUAUCGGGGGCACUGCCACCCUCACAGGGACUGGCCCCAAUCUGGUGCUCAAGGGACAGAUGAACCAACUGUUUCCUAACAAUGGAGAUGUCAUCAAUUUUGCGUCCUGGUUCGGCUUUGCUUUCCCCAACAUGAUCCUGAUGCUGAUCCUGGCUUGGCUCUGGCUGCAGUUUGUCUUCAUGGGAUUCAAUUUUAAGAAGACGUGGGGCUGUGGGGCAGUGAAGACAGAGAAAGAGAUAGCUGUGUACAAUGUGAUCAAGGAGCAGCAUCGUCAGCUGGGCUCCAUGUCUUUUGGAGAGCUGAGUGUGCUGGGUCUGUUCAGUUGUCUGGUGGUUCUGUGGUUCACCAGAGAUCCUGGCUUCGUGGCAGGCUGGGCCACAUACAUCUUCAACGCUGACGCAGAAUAUGUAACUGAUGCCACAGUGGCAGUGUUCAUCGCUGUCCUUCUCUUCGUCCUGCCUUCUAAGCCCCCACAGCAUCAGCACCCGGCUGGCCCCACACCAGCUCUGCUGACCUGGAAGGUGGCCCAGAAGAAGUUACCCUGGAGCAUCGUUCUCCUCUUGGGGGGAGGGUUCGCCCUGGCCAAGGGCAGCGAGGAGUCAGGUCUGUCUAUGUGGAUGGGGGACCAGAUGACUCCCCUCCACACUAUCCCACCCUGGGCCAUUGCUAUUAUCCUGUGUCUGCUGAUCGCCAUCUUCACCGAGUGCACCAGUAACGUGGCCACUGCCACUCUCUUCCUACCUGUCCUCGCCUCAAUGUCCCAGUCCAUUGGAAUGAAUCCUCUGUACGUCAUGGUGCCUUGUACUCUCAGUGCCUCCUUUGCCUUCAUGCUACCUGUGGCCACACCGCCCAAUGCUAUCGUCUUCUCAUUUGGCUACCUCAAGGUUUCCGACAUGGCUAGGACAGGUAUAGUGAUGAACAUCAUCGGCAUCCUGUGCAUCACUCUGGCCAUCAAUAGCUGGGGCAGGGCCAUGUUCCACCUAGACACCUUCCCUACCUGGGCCAACACUACUGGAGUGUGAGGCCCCCGAGGGUCCCCGGGCCAGGCCAUGGGGAACACAUGGAGGGCCCCUUAUGUGCUAGAGACCUCUACUGAGAAAGGCAUCAACGUGACUGGUCGUGUUAGUGUGUUGGGUGUUGGGAGAAAAGCCACGUAGCUUCCUACGAAGGACACUUGAAUCACCCUGUGGAAAGAACGAUGGAUGGAUGGGUUUAACUGGAGAGAAGAAUGAUGAAGGGUGGAAAGUAUCACUACUGUACUUUUAAUGCUGUAAUGUGUUAUACAGAAUGUCCAGUCCUAUUCAAAAUGCCCAAGCAUUAUCUCUAUCAAAUCAAUUAAAUGUAUUCAUAAAGCCCUUUUUACAUCAGCCGAUGUCACAAAGUGCUGUACAGAAACCCAGCCUAAAACCCAAAAAGCAAGCAAUGCAGAUGUAGAAGCACGGUGGCUAGAAAAAACUCACUAGAAAGGCAGGAACCUAGAAAGAAACCUAGAGAGGAACCAGGCUCUGAGGGGUGGCCAAUCCUCUUCUGGCUGUGCCGGGUGGAGAUUAUAACAGAACAUGGCCAAGAUGUUCAAACGUUCAUAGAUGACCAGCAGGGUCAAAUAAUAAUAAUAAUCACAGUUGUUGUAGAGGGUGCAACAGGUCAGCACCUCAAGAGUAAAUGUCAGUGAACAUGUUCUCAACUUCUCACUCUCAGACGUAGUUUCUGUCUCAUAUUUGUUUGUCUGUUUAUAUCUCAAGACUCAGAGUUGCUUAAAAUCCAUUUGUGGUUGACUGUUUUUGAUUAACUUUUCCUUUGCACAAAAUAGCUUCUGAACUACACUACAUGCCCAAAAGUAUGUAAACAAGUAUCCCCCCCCCCCCUUAAAAGAGUUAGAUGCACUAUUGUAAAGUGGUUGUUCCACUGGAUAUCAUAAGGUGAAUGCACCAAUUUGUAAGUCGCUCUGGAUAAGAGCGUCUGCUAAAUGACUUAAAUGUAAAUGUAAUGUAAAUGUAAUGUAAAUGUAAUGUAAAUGUAAUGUAAAUGUAAACACCUGAACACACUGCCUGGCUCGCAGUAGGCGUUCCAAUUCAUCCCAAAAGUGUUAGAUGGGGUUGAGAUCAGGGCUCUGUACAGACCAGUGAAGUUCUUCAACACCGAUCUCGACAAAACAUUUCUGGGGCAUUGUCAUGCUGAAACACGAAAGGUCCUUCCCCAAACUUUUGCCACAAAGUUGGAAGCACAGAAUCAACUAGAAUGUCAUUGUAUGCUGGUGCGUUAAUAGUUCCCUUCACUGGAACUAAGGGGCCUAACCCGAACCAUGAAAAACAGCCCCAGACCAUUAUUCCUCCUCCACCAAACUUCACAGUUGGCACUAUGCAUUUGGGCAGGUAGCGUUCUCCUGGCAUCGGCCAAACCCAGAUUAGUCUGUCAGUCUGCCAGAUGGUGAAGCAUGAUUCAUCACUCCAGAAACGCGUUUUCACUGCUCCAGAGUCCAAUGGCGGUGAGCUUUACAACACUCCAGCCAACGCUUGGCAUAGCACAUGGUGAUCUUAGGUUUGUGUGUGGCUGCUCUGCCAUGGAAACCCAUUUUGUUAAGUCUCCCGACGAACAGUUAUUGUGCUAACAUUGCUUCUAAAGGCAGUUUGGAACUCGGUAGUGAGUGUUGCAACCGAGGACAGACAAUUUGUACUCACUACACGGUUCAGCACUCGGCGGUCCCGUUCUGUGAGCUUGUGUGGCCUACCACUUUGUGGCUGAGCAGUUGCUCCUAGAAGUUUCCACGGGGAGGCAGGUAGCCUAGUGGUUAGAGUUUGAGUGUUGGACUUGUAACCGAAAGGUCUGUCGUUCUGCCCCUGAACAAGGCAGUUAACCCACUGUUCCUAGGCCGUCAUUGAAAAUAGGAAUUUGUUCUUAACUGACUUGCCUAGUUAAAUAAAGGUAAAAUACAUUUUAAAAACUUCACAAUAACAGCACUUACAGUUGACUGGGGCAGCUCUAGCGGGGCAGACAUUUGACGAACUGACUUGUUGGACAGGUGGCAUCCGAUGACGGUGUCAUGUUGAAAGCCUCUGAGCUCUUCAGUACGGCCAAUCUACUGCCAAUGUUUGUCUAUGGAGAUUGAAUGGCUGUGUGCUCGAGUUUAUACACCUGUCACCAACAGGUGUGACUGAAAUAGCCAAAUCCACUAAUUUGAAGGGGUGUCCACAUACCUUUGUAUAUAUAGUGUAUGUUUCCAUGACCAAACAAUGUAUGUCAUCUUCUCUUUUUGCUAAUGUAUAAGUCUUAGUCUUAGAUUAACUUGUUUUGAUUUUGCUAGUACUCAAUGGUGAAACAUGGUGCAUUGUACUUGAACUUUGAAUACUGUAUGACUGUACAACUUGAGAUGCCUCUGUACAUACUUUUUCUAAACUUUAACCGUUGGGGCUGGAAAAUGCAAACAUAUUGAAAAGUCAGAUAUGUGAAUACACUGUACAAUGUUAUUUACUGUGUGCUGACGCGUUGAUGUUUCUCAUUUGUUAUAACAGUAAUAUGUGUAUUUCAAUACUUUUUAAUUUAAUUAUUGUAGUAUUAUCUUGAUCAAAAGUUGUAUAUUCAUGAGAUGUAAUAUAGUUUAUAGUGUAUUGUAUAUGGAGUUUGCUACUGCACACUGAAAUGGCCAAAAUGGAAAGGAAAUGUCUGGGCUGCUUGCAUGUACAGUCAGAGAUGGGCAAAAAAUACAAGAUACAAUUACAAAAUGUCAUAAAGAUCAAUAUAUCAAAAAUAAACUACAAAAUACUUGUAUUUUGAAAUGUAUUUAAUUCAAAUAUACAGAAAUACAUUUGCAAGGAGUCUGCCCGAACAGCAACAACAUUCUCAGCAAUGGUUACAGAUACGUUUUCCUUGCUAUGACUGUGAUGAGUUGUUGUUUAUCUUAGUUGAAUGCACUGACUGUAUAUGUGAAAAUGCACAUACCAAAAUGAACUGCAAAGCACACUGGGUAUUGUUAUUGGCCUUGUUUCAGGGUCAUGUCUAGAUGGGAUACAGCUUAACCUAAUUAUCCUAACCUGCUAUGUAAGUUCUCCUAAACCUGCUACGAAAAGUCUGUUCAUGUAGUUAAUUUAGCAGAUGCUUUUAUCACACCAUAUUUCUGUCAGACUUCUGAUACCAAUGCAAGGUGAAAGGGAGCCACAAAAUGGUGAACCACUAUAAAAAAGGAAAACACAAAUUACAGCUCUUGAAAGUAUCUUGUAACAGAAUACAUUGGAGUGUAGUUCAGCCCAUUGUAAUACAAAUGACAAAAUACAUCUCUGUGUACAGUGCCUUACAGGUUCAUGCAAUCAUGUAUACAGAUUUCACUGGUUUGAUACACUGUUGCAAACUGAUCGUGUGAAAUAAAUACA